Messenger RNA from Salarias fasciatus (jewelled blenny), 3479 nucleotides. It is a transcript of the gene mdm4, whose product is annotated as MDM4 regulator of p53. The record is from RefSeq and is a predicted model, not a curated record. Gene Ontology annotation, molecular function: ubiquitin-protein transferase activity. Bases 209 to 1708 code for a protein of 499 amino acids. NCBI's taxonomy places the organism in Eukaryota, Metazoa, Chordata, Actinopteri, Blenniiformes, Blenniidae. Gene Ontology annotation, cellular component: nucleus. Gene Ontology annotation, biological process: protein ubiquitination; negative regulation of apoptotic process; regulation of cell cycle. The transcript has 11 exons.
UCCGGAAGCUGCGCCGCCAUAUUGGCCAUUUUGAAUGUGUCUGUAGUUCAGUUAACUACCUCCUGCUCAUUAGAGUUAACUAGUCCUGAAAACGUUCGCCCAGCUCUACUGUUGCGAGAUGUGGCCCGGCUACUCGAGCAGCGGAGCGCCUGGAGCCAUGCGGCGGCUGUGAAGUGAUGCGCGCCCCGCACGACUUUGAUCGUCUAUUAUGAGCUCCCUACCACCCCAGCCUCUGGCUGCCAGCUCAGCAUGCAGGACGCUUCCUGGAGAAGGAAACCAGGUGCAGCCAAAAGCCCCUCUCCUGCAGAUUUUGCGUGUAGCAGGAGCCCAGGAAGAUGUCUUCACACUCAAAGAGGUGAUGCACUACCUGGGUCAGUACAUCAUGGGCAAGCAGCUGUACGACAAACAGCGGCAGCACAUCGUCCACUGCCAGGAUGAUCCUCUGGGGGAGCUGCUGGAAGUCGAGAGCUUCUCGGUCAAAAACCCAAGCCCCGUGUAUGAAAUGCUGAAGAAAUACCUGGUUGUGCUGGGUUGUGCUGACGCUGCAGAGAAUCUUUCUGUGGGCCGUGAGUGUGUAGAGGGCGGAGUGGAGGAUCGCGGUCAGAUGUGUGGAGGUUUGGUCAAAGCAGGCAUGGAGGCUCGAAGUGACGCGCCCCUCCUGCAGACCCCCUCCCAGAGACGACCUCGGGAACCAGACGACGACUCUCUCGAAGGCCUUCCCCGCUCCGCUCACAAACGGCCCAAGCUGGAGGUAUCUCUAGACGAGUGGGACCUCUCCGGCCUCCCGUGGUGGUUUCUGGGUAAUCUCCGUAACAACUACAGCCGCAGGAGCAACGGAUCCACCGACAUCCACACGAACCAACUGUCUCCUGCACAGGAGGAGGACACGGCCAUCGUCUCGGACACCACAGACGACCUCUGGUUCCUGACCGAGGGCGAGAGCGAGCAGGUCAGCGUCGAGAUGAAGGAGGCGGCUCUGGAAGAAGGCAGCGGAGGAGAGGCGGAGGCUCAGCUGGAGGACGACGACGGAGGCGGGAAGGAGGAGAAGUCAGAUAGAGAGAUGCAGGAGGAGCCAGAUGAAGAUUCCCAGUGUCUGAGUGACGAUACUGACACAGAGAUCUCUACACAGGAUGCCUGGCAGUGCACAGAGUGCAGGAAGUACAACACGCCCCUCCAAAGGUACUGCGUCCGCUGCUGGGCUUUGCGCAAGAACUGGUACAAAGACGUCCCCCGGCUCGCCCACUCCCUCUCCGUUCCCGACAUCCCGGCGUGCAGCUCUCUGGCGGCCCACGACGAGGACGACGACAGCGACGCCGGCAUUGACGUCCCGGACUGCAGCCGGACGGUGUCCGACCCCGUCAUCCUGCCGUCCCACUCCACGGCCGACCGGCCGCUUCCCACCAUGGGCGUGGCGAUGGGGAAAGGGAAGGGGCCUCAGCCGCCCGGCUACAGCCGCGGCCACGGGGGCCUGUCCCUGGGGGAGAGUCAGGAAAGCCUGGGCAUGGAGGUGGAGGACGCCCGGCCCGAGGAGCUGCUGGAGCCCUGCAAGCUCUGCCGAGUGCGGCCGCGCAACGGGAACAUAAUACACGGACGCACGGCCCACCUGCUCACCUGCUUCCCGUGCGCGAGGAGGCUGCAUAAGUUCCAGGCUCCUUGUCCAGGAUGCGGGAAGAUCAUUCAGAAAGUAAUAAAGAUUUUUAUCGUUUGAAAAGCAUUGGAACCCAUUCCUCCUUCUGCGGGGACCGAAACAUUCAACACACUUUCCAACUCAUUCAACCAUUCAGCUGCAUGGAUAUAAACACACACGCACACCCACGGAACAUGCACCUUACCCCACCCUUAACACCUAAUCUACCGUCAUGAAUAGAAAACGUAGCACUUGCUGGAGAUUGCUGUUGGUUGCAUGGGUUUCUCUGCCUCUGAAGUAUUUCUCGGUGAGAGCCGGAGCUCACCGGUUCAUCCAACCAGACGUUUGUUUUGGUGCCACAAUUCAAAAGCAGAAGUAUUUAUUUAUUUAUUAGGAGGUCACCCAGCAGUGGACAGUCCGUGUGACCUUCGACCUGUGUAGGGUUUGGUUUUCAGGUUGCAGGUUGUUGUCGGUGUCGCGCCGCCUCCCGUCUCGCCGUGGGAGCGUUUGGGUUUUCUGUUCCCGCUGAACCUCCUCAUUUCAACUCGGGAUUUUCAGGUUUUUAAACAGAAGAAUCUUUUCUUUAAGGAACUUUCAUGCCAUUUGUUUUUAAUCAUACCUUUUUUUUUUUUCUUUUUUUUAACGACACCUUCUGUGUAUCGGUUGAGAUUUGAGGUAUGAAGACAAGUUUGAAGGAUGAGCACGUCUUAAAACUAGUUUAGUUUUCAGGCGAAACCCUAACAUUCUCUUUAAAAGCGAGUUUCCUCGGCAUAUGUGAAUGUACUGUAAACUGCAAAAGGUGUCCGGUUAAAUACGGACAGUUUAAUUUCCCUUCAAUGUGUAGAAUUUAGCAGGCUUUGAGAAUACACAGCUGAAGCAUUAAUGGCAGGUUUUCUCUUCUUGGUAAUUUGAUGUAAAUCGUAUUCAGUACUCGGAAUUGCCAAAAUGCUGACGACAGUCUUUCCUGCAGUGAGUAAUGUCACGUAUUUGUCGGGUGACGUUUGGAGAAGUCAUUCAGAAAAGGGUACUAAGCAGCCCUGCCUACACUUAUAACUCAGUUAUAUAUUAUAUAUUCUGUGUUUAAUUUAUUUAUAAUUCUAAUUGUGGCCAACGUAGCAGGAAAAAGAAAAAAAGCUGCACUAGUUACAACGUUGUGUGAUUCACUAAAAGCCGACCGGGCGUGAAAAAUGACUGCAGUACUUACGAGGAGUGCAGCGGUUUGAGUUGAGCGUUACACUGCCAUGUGAUGACUUUGAACCUAAAUUUGUAUAUUUCAGAUUUUAUUUUGAUGGUUCUGCAUUGUCUGAUUGUAUUACUAAUUUCAGUGAGUAUAUAAGCUCUCCAGAAAUAAACACAAUAUGCUCUAUCUAUGUAAUUCUCAAUGUAUGUAAUGAAUGGAGGCUUUUGAUUCUCGGCUUAGUUUGAAAGUUGCCUUUGACUUGCGCUUAAUUUUCCUGCCAGCAGGUGGAGAGCAGCUGCAGCCUUGUAAGUUGCCCACAGAGUAAUUGUACAGUAGCAGUAACAUGUAAUGUCUGUAUACUAUCUAUGAAGCAUGCCUCUCGUCGUGACUAGAGCCAUCCCCGAGCUGCUGUGCGAGCUAUAUUCUAGAAGCUAUCCAAGAUUAAUGUAACCUGUUGUAUUUAUUUACUUCGUUGAGAGUCAAGGGAAACAAUUGAAUUAGUCCACAUGACACCAGAGACGCUGGUCCAAAUUAACAGAUUAAUUGAGAUUAGGGUUUCUAUGAGCUCGUACGUGGUACAGCUAUUGUACUUAUUUUGUUUCUUAAACUCAUGAAGUAUAUAAAGUUUUUUUCUUUUGUUUUUUUGUUAUGCAAUAAAGAGUUUGGAGUUAA